Theobroma umbraticum is the source of this 1072-nucleotide messenger RNA. RefSeq names its product inorganic pyrophosphatase 1-like. NCBI's taxonomy places the organism in Eukaryota, Viridiplantae, Streptophyta, Magnoliopsida, Malvales, Malvaceae. Gene Ontology annotation, molecular function: phosphatase activity. The record is from RefSeq and is a predicted model, not a curated record.
AUGGCUGGAAUCGUUGUAGUUUUUGAUUUUGACAAAAACUAUCAUCGACUGUGUGAUAGUGAUAACUGGGGUGAUGAGUUGGGUUUUACCGACUUGUUCAACCAGCUUCUUCCUACCAUGCCGUGGAAUUCUCUCAUGGAUAGGAUGAUGAAGGAGCUUCACGCACAAGGAAAAACCAUCGAUGACAUUGCUGAGGUACUGAAACGGACUCCUAUACAUCCUAGGAUCGUCCCAGCUAUUAAAGCAGCUAAUGCUUUAGGAUGUGAACUCAGAAUCGUAAGUGAUGCAAACUUGUUCUUCAUUGAGACAAUUUUGGAGCAUCUUGGAUUGAAGGAAUAUUUCUCUGAGAUCAACACCAACCCCGGCUUUGUUGAUGAAGAAGGAAGGCUGAGGAUCUUCCCUUACCAUGAUUUCACCAAGUGUUCACAUGGCUGCAACCUCUGCCCCCCUAAUAUGUGCAAGGGGAUGGUCAUUGAAAGGAUUCAAGCUUCUUUAGAGGGGAAGAAAAAAAUUAUCUACCUUGGAGAUGGUAGCGGGGAUUACUGUCCAAGCCUAAAGCUUGGAGAGGCAGAUUACAUGAUGCCAAGGAAGAAUUUCCCAGUGUGGGAGUUGAUUUGCAGGAACCCUAUGCUCAUCAAGGCUGAGAUUCAUGAAUGGUCUGACGGUGAAGAGCUUGAACGCCUUUUGCUGCAAAUAAUCAACAUGAUAUCUGUAGAAGAAAACAAAGGCAGCUCUGCCCAACGGAUCUCUGUUGACUGCAAACUGCAAACCAUUUCAGCAUCUACCCAUGAGGCCCUGCCUCAAGCCCUGCCGGUUCCUCAGUAGAGAAAUUGUUGGACAGAUGCCAAUGCUCAUCGAAUUACUGCUGAGUUGCUUAUAGGGUUUUGAUUGUCAGGCCUUAUGCAUUUUCUAUAAAGAAAAGUGUGUUUGAAAUAACUGUAAAUAAAUUUUUCCAAAGAAAAUAUGACUGGAAAAUUGUUUCCAAAUUAAAUUCAUCAAUUCUGUUAAGAGAUGUAAUGGCUCUAUUAUUAUGCCAUAUGUGCCAAUCCAUUGGUGACAAUCAUAAAACCAA